Molecule: messenger RNA, 1305 nt
Organism: Gigantopelta aegis
Lineage: Eukaryota; Metazoa; Mollusca; Gastropoda; Neomphalida; Peltospiridae
Exons: 1
Coding region: 1-1305 (434 amino acids)
Biological process (GO): deoxyribonucleotide biosynthetic process
Cellular component (GO): cytosol
Molecular function (GO): ribonucleoside-diphosphate reductase activity, thioredoxin disulfide as acceptor
Source: RefSeq, a predicted model, not a curated record
AUGUCACUCCUCACAGACAAAGACUUUGUGGAAGGUUUACCGAGUGCUUUGGAUCUGUUUACUAUGCCCCCAUGCCAAACGAGUGUGUUUCAACAUUACUACGUAGAUGUUAGACCUGUUAGUCAAAUUACAGAUUCGUCACCAGUAGAAUUUCAAAUUGCAAAUAGUGGAAUUGAUUACGUGGAUUUGAAACGAAGUCGUUUACAUGUUAAACUGAAAGUGAGUCAUUCCGACGGAACGGUUUUGGGUAAGGACGAACAGGUGGCACCAGUAAAUUUAUUCAUGCAAGCUCUGUGGUCGCAAGUCGCUGUGUAUUUACAAGGCCAGCUGGUGAGUUCGGCGAACAAUCAUUAUCCCUACAAAGCAUACAUUCAAACCUUACUGAAUUAUGGAGCAGAAACUAAACAAUCGCAACUCCAGUCUCAACUGUUUUACAAGGACGUCGGAGAGACACAAGCAGAUAUCGAAAGCACCGAUCCUAUCACUGGUACUAAUUCUGGAGCAUCGGAUCGAGAAGCACACAUCGCUGUCAGCAAAACUGUUACCAUGGAAGGUCCCCUGUGUGAAGAUAUUUUUAACAUAGGAAGAUAUCUGGUGAAUGGGGUGGAUAUGACAGUUAAGUUAUUUCAGAGCUCCAUACCCUUUUGUUUGAUGUCUGGGAAGUCGGGUCAGGAGUACAAGAUCGAGCUCUUAGAUAUUUACUUCAAGAUAUGUAAACUGAAAAUGAACAGUGCACUUAUUUUAACGCACAACAAGCUGUUUGAAAAGUCUAACGCCUUGUAUCUGUUCACUAAAACCGUAGUUAAAAUGAGCAGCAUCCCUUCGUCUCAGCAGAGCUACGUGUGGGACAGCGUGUUUCAGUCGCAGUUUCCCGGCAAACUGGUUGUCGGGUUUGUCAACGGUGACGGCGUAAGCGGAUCGUAUACAAAGAACCCGUUUAAUUUUCAGAGUUCGUUUGUAAAAACGGUGGCGUUAUAUCUGGACGGCGUCAGUGUUCCCGGUCGACCAGUCGAAGCAGACGACGUUAGUGCCUACGUGAAUUUGUUCGAGGGAGUCAGCAGAUGGGGUCAAGACACUGGAAACUACAUCCAAAGAACUGAAUUUGAGCUUGGAAAUGGUCUGUUUGUGUUCAGUCUCGAACCCGUUUUCGUGGAUUCUGAUUAUUUAAGUUUGCUUAAGAGUGGUAAUUUACGGUUAGAAGUACAGUUUAAAUCGGCUUUGACAAAAACCGUCAGUUGUAUCGUGUAUGGUGAAUUUCCUAGCCUGAUUGAAAUCGACCAGACCCGAAACGUGUAUGUCAAAUAA